This is a messenger RNA of Drosophila teissieri, 567 nucleotides long. RefSeq names its product immune-induced peptides. Lineage: Eukaryota; Metazoa; Arthropoda; Insecta; Diptera; Drosophilidae. The transcript is spliced from 3 exons. The coding region runs from base 1 to 567 and encodes 188 amino acids. The record is from RefSeq and is a predicted model, not a curated record.
AUGGUCCCUACAACAGCGACUAAUCGGCAUUUCAUUACUCCCUCAGCUGCCGAUCCUCAACAGAUAUACGACGGGCAUAGGGGGCCUCUUGUUUUCGGAACACCUGGCAAUCAAGUAUACUUUCGUAGGCAAAAUGAUGGUGUCUAUAAGGUUCCUGGAGUAGGUGGUCAGUUCCAGCACGCAUCGUCGCAAGCGGAAUACGUCUAUACUGAUAAGCAGGGGAACAGCUAUAGAAACAUAAAGCAAGCUAGAGGUCCAGCCCACCUCCCCCACCUUCCCACCUUCCCAUAUAAACCUGCGGCAUUUCAUGUGACGCAACCUGGUCGCAUUAAGGAUGUGGGUUUCGGACGAGGUCUUGUCCAUAGGAACACAUAUAGUCUCCAGUUUCAUGAGGAGCGAUCUGGUCGACCGGUAGACUUCGGCUAUGGAGAAUUUGUAAAUCAACGGACCAUCCCUGAUGGCCGCGUACAGGAUGUGGGUGCCGGAAGAUUUUCUGUCCGAAGGAACAGGCGGAGACCCAGUCUCGUGAGAAGGUUUGUGUUCGCGUACAGGGGCCAGGCUUUGUGA